GCAUUCAGCCGGCCAAAAAAAACUCCCGGUCGCAUGGGCGCUACUCAGAACUCAUCCCUCCGGCGUUCCAAACGCCUCCAUUCCUCCUCCUCUCUUUCCAAUCCCAACUUAACCCUGACCCUUUUUCCCUUCUUCCCCUCUCCAAACCCUAUCCACCACCGCCGCCGAUGGCGGAGGCAGCGGCGGCGGCGGCGGCCGACGGCCGGGAGAAGGUGAUCGCGGCGGCGCAGCGCAUCAUCAAGAGCCUCGCCACCUCCACCAACGCUGCCGAGGACAUGCUCCGCAUCCUCUCCGGUUUCGACCACCGCCUCUCUGCCAUCCCCGACCUUUUCCCGUCCUCCGCCGCACGCCUCGACGCCGCCGAGAAGGUCAUCCUCCACUGGGACGCGUCGAACUCCAACUCCGUGUGGGAAUCAUCACCCGAUGACGCCUCCGAGUAUCUCGCCGCCGUCGACGAGGUCAUUCACCUCGUAGGAUGUGGCGGCAGCGAAGACGACGACGACCUCUACCGCCGAGCCGAGAUUGUGCUCCAGCUCGCGAUGGCCCGCCUCGAGGACGAGUUCCAGCACCUCAUCAACCGGAAUUUCGCUACCCUCGACGCCAAAGGCCUCCAGGAUUCCUUCCAAAGGCUCGCCCUUUCCUUUCCCUCUGAUUCCGGCAACCGUAUCACCGAGGACUCGGACCCCUCCGUAGAAGGGGAGCAGCACGCGGCCGAUCCUGAGGAAGGUGGUGGGAACUCUCCUUCAGACGAUCAUACCUCCAAUUCGAUCCCUCCUGAGGUCGUCUCAGACCUCAAACAUAUCGCUGACCGGAUGAUCUCGGCCAGCUACGAACAGGAGCUGUGCCAGGCCUACAGUGGCGCUCGGCGUGAAAUCCUAAAUGCGUGCCUUUCUGCUCUUGGAGUUGAUAAAUUGAGCAUCGACGAGGUGCAGAGGAUCAAAUCGAAGGCUUUCGACGACAAGAUGAAGAAAUGGAUUCUAAGUUUGAAGAUUGUCGUUGGUGUUCUUCUUCUGGAGGAGAGGAAGCUCUGCAACCAGAUAUUUGCUGCCUCUGAUGAGCUCAAAGAGGAGUGCUUUGCAGAGGCCACCAAGGUCUGUGUCAUUCAGCUGCUCAACUUUGGGAAUGCUAUUGCUAUUGGGAAGUGGUCUUCAGAGAAGGUCUUUCGCAUAGUGGGCAUGUAUGAGGCCCUCGCCGAUGUGUUGCCCGACCUCCUCGCUCUGUUCUCAGGGAAUUCGAAAGAGUUUAUUCAUCAGGAGGUUGAAGGGAAUCUUGGAAGGCUGGGGGAUGCAGUGAGGGGUAUGCUUGCCAGGUUUGGGAGUACAAUUCAGAGGGAGACUUCCCGGAAGCCAUCGCAGAGUGGAGAAAUCCACCCCCUAACCCGGUAUGUUAUGAAUCACAUUAGAUUGUUAAUGAAUUAUAGCAGCUCUCUUGAUAUGCUCCUUGCUGAUGGCGAGGUUGAUGGUGGGGAGAGUUCAGUAAGGGAUGAGCGCGUGACCCCUUUGAGCCGUUGCAUGGACUUGUUGAUCUCAGAUCUAGAAUGUAAGCUUGAGGAAAAAUCCAAACUUUAUGAAGAUGAUGGUAUGCCAUAUAUAUUCUUGAUGAAUAACCUACUUUACAUAGUUCAAGAAGCUAAGGAUUCUGAGCUGAAGAUACUGUUAGGAGAUGACUGGGUCCGUAAGCGUAGGCGGCAAAUUCGGCAGCAUGCAACAAGCUAUCUCAGAGCUUCUUGGACUAAGGUCUUGUCUUGUUUGAAGGAUGAUGGAUUGGGUGGGACUGGAAGCUCCCGUAAUGUCUCCAGAGAGGCUCUCAAAGAAAGGUUCAAGAAUUUUAACUUGGCUUUUGAAGAGAUUUGCAGGACACAAACAAAAUGGAAGGUUCCAGAUUCCCAGCUUCGCGAAGAGCUGAGGAUAUCGAUAUCGGAGAAGGUCAUUCCAGCAUAUCGUUCAUUUGUGGGAAGGUUUCAUGGUCAAUUAGAGGGUGGGCGACAUGUUGCAAAGUAUGUGAAGUACACACCAGAGGAUAUAGAGAACUAUUUAUCAGAUUUGUUUGAAGGAUGUCCUUCGCAGUCAAGCCAUCAUAGGAGAGCACUUAGCUUGUGAUAGUUGAGGUUCUGAUCAAUGGUGAGCAUUGAAUUAGGACUUUGUCAACUGUACAUAUAAAUUGACUUUAAGCUCGAUGCUUUUGUGUUUAUCUUUCA
This is a messenger RNA of Elaeis guineensis (African oil palm), 2197 nucleotides long. The record is from RefSeq and is a predicted model, not a curated record. NCBI's taxonomy places the organism in Eukaryota, Viridiplantae, Streptophyta, Magnoliopsida, Arecales, Arecaceae.